Molecule: messenger RNA, 819 nt
Organism: Closterium sp. Naga37s-1
Lineage: Eukaryota; Viridiplantae; Streptophyta; Zygnematophyceae; Desmidiales; Closteriaceae
Source: the annotation of a GenBank genome assembly
AUGAGUGUGACUAGUAUGUGCCUUCAAGCCAGCAGCAGUGGGCAACGUGAUGUGUGUGGGAGAGGAGUGAAGGAGGGGGGAGGGGGGGAGAGGGAAGGGGGAGGAAGAAACCGGUUUAAUUCGGGCAGGCCACCCCUCUCCUCUACUCGCCCCUCUCCUCCACGCGCCCCUCUCCUCUCGUUUCCCCUUCUUCCCCCUCACACCGCAGAUAAGGCACUCUCUUCUCUUCAACUGUGGCUUCAAGCAGAUCACCCUCGCAAGGCACUCUCUUCGACUCCUCUCCCUUCUCCUCUCGCCUCUCCCUUCUCCUCUCGCCUCUCCCUUCUCCUCUCGCCUCUCCCUUCCCCUCUUGCUUUUCCCUUCUUCCCCGCUCGCUGCAGGCAGGGCACUCUCUUCGACUGUGAUUUCAACCAGCAGCUCGCCCUCGGCCUUCCACUCAAACCAUGCAACCGGCCAUCCCCUCUCCUCGCCCCCUCUCUCUUCUUUCCCCUCCCCCUAUUUGGUAUUCUUUACAGGCAAGGCGCUCUCUUCGACUGUGACUUCAACCAGCACCUUGGCUUUCCCUCCAAACCACCCACUGCAUAUGUCUGCCCGCUCUCCACUUGUUUCCCUCUCUCCUCACCCUCUUACAGGCAAGGCGCUCUCUUCGACUGUGAUUUCAACCAACAGCUCGCCCUCGGCCUCCCCCCCAAACCAUCCACUGCCCCCAACUCUCCCCUCACCUCUCCUCCUCCCCCGCCUCGCACCGUCUUUGGCAUCCAAUCAUUGGAGGAGCUUGUAGAUCGCCCCAUCGCCACAGCAGCACACUGCUACGGGUGA